AUGACGCAUGAAACCAAAAGAAGCUGGUUAUACUUGUUGCAUAAAGCAGUUAUCAUUAGCAGACUUCAAACUUCCUAUAAAUUUUUAAGACUCAAUUUUCAAUAUGAUUUAUCACAAACUUUUGAAACACAAGAUAAAAAGAGUGAAGAUGGAUACAAAUUCACAGAUUCUGUAACUAAUUAUGAAAUCAAAUUUACAUCUGAUAUUAGUGAAAUUAUAGAGUUUUAUAAUUACAAUCACACAGAUAUUUCAACAUUUGGUGCUUAUCUUGAACCAAGAUUACCAAUUGAAAGUGAAUCAACAUACAAAACAAAUGAUCAACUUAACAAAUCGUAUCAAUUAUCUUCAAGACUUUCAUCUACAAGCUCAACAUCAAAUCCAAAAUAUAAAGUUAGCGUUGUGAUACCGUGUUAUAAUGAAACAAAAAGAUUGGGGAAAAUGUUGGAUGAAUCAAUUGAAUAUCUUGAAAAAUAUCAUCAUAAUGAUUAUGAAAUUCUAAUUGUUGAUGAUGGAUCAUCUGAUGGAACUAGUAAAUAUGCAAUUAAAUUGGCAAAUCAACACAACUUGGAACCACAUAUCAUGAAAGUAAUUCAAUUGGCUAAAAAUAGAGGUAAAGGUGGAGCAGUAACUCAUGGUAUUUUACAUUCACAAGGUAAAUACUCUUUAUUUGCAGAUGCAGAUGGAGCAACUCAAUUCUCAGAUAUUUCAAAAUUAUUAGAAUUUUUGGAGUCUACAAAUUCAAAUGAAGCAGCUAUAGCAAUUGGAUCAAGAGCACAUAUGGUAAAUACAGAUGCAGUUGUGAAAAGAUCAAUGAUUAGAAAUUUCUUAAUGUAUGGAUUACACACAUUAGUUUACAUAUUUGGUAUUAGAAAGAUUCAAGAUACUCAAUGUGGUUUUAAAAUGUUCAAUACAAAAGCUAUAAAGGGAAUAUUUCCUCAUAUGCAUACAGAAAGAUGGAUUUUUGAUGUUGAAGUAUUAUUAUUAGGAGAGUUACAAAAUAUGAAAAUGAAAGAAGUAGCAGUAAAUUGGCAAGAAAUUGAUGGAUCAAAGAUUGAUAUUGCAAGAGAUUCAAUUGAAAUGGCUAUUGAUUUAGUUGUUACAAGAUUAGCUUAUUUAUUUGGUAUUUAUAAAUUAGAUGAAUGUGGAAGAAUUGAUAAAAAGAAUCAAUAA
Molecule: messenger RNA, 1170 nt
Organism: Lodderomyces jiufengensis
Lineage: Eukaryota; Fungi; Ascomycota; Pichiomycetes; Serinales; Debaryomycetaceae
Gene: ALG5
Product: dolichyl-phosphate beta-glucosyltransferase
Exons: 2
Coding region: 1-1170 (389 amino acids)
Cellular component (GO): endoplasmic reticulum membrane
Source: RefSeq, a predicted model, not a curated record